UCAAAUAGGCUCAAAAGCAAACCCACGAGGAGACGAAAUUGGGGAUUCUUGAUUUUAUUAAAAUCUCCAAGUCUUCAAUUGUCUGCUUGACUCUAAUAAGCCCUUAAAUCUCAAAUCUAUAAAAGGUAAAACCACUUACUCAAUUUCUUCACUGUUUUUUAGCAACACCCACCAAAAGAUUUGCUAAAAAAUCACUUUUUUCUCCAAAUUUAAGCUAUAAAAAGAUGGAACUUUGUGUUAAUAGCAAAAAGGAAGAAUUUUUUGAGAACCCCAUUUCUGUGGAACUUGUAAAAACCAAAUCAGAGAUGUUUUUCAGUAAUGGGUAUCUUCCAGAUUGGUUCUUGAUUGAAGUUUUAUCAAGAUUGCCUGUAAAAUGUGUUUUUAGGUACAAAUCUGUGUCAAAACGAUGGCGUUUCUUGAUUUCUGCAACUUCUUUUGCUUCCCUGUAUAUAUCUCGUGCUUCUUUGUUAACACCUUGGACUAUUCUUGCUAACACACUUUGUGUGAAUAUGAAGAUUGGUAGCUUUUUAGCUCAGUCGUUUUUGCCUGAUUUGGUAUCUGAUAAUUGGUUACAUUCAAGGUUUAGUAUGGUUCAUUUCCCUAAUAUGGUAGGUAGUAGUGAAUUUGGUGAGGGGUGUAAUGUUGUUGGAGUUAGUGAUGGGCUAGUUUUGUAUGAUUGCGGUGUGGGUGAAGAAGUGAGUGAUUAUCAUAUUUACAAUGCUAUGACGGGGUGUUGUGUUGCUAUUCCUCGAACUUGUACACGUUUUGGUGAUGUUAGUACUGGUUUUAUAACGAAAUCUGAAGGGGGGUCUCUGACGAGCUAUAAAGUAGUGAGAUUGGAUUGUCAGUUUGGUGAGUCGUAUGUGCUUAAGUUUGAGGUGUUCUCGUCUGAGACUGGACGUUGGAGGAGAGUUGUUGUGUAUAUGGAUAUAGCAAUUGAAGUUGUGUGGCUAAGGAGGCCUGUCGCUUUGAAUGGGAAGUUACAUUGGAUUGAUCGUCGACAUGGGAUUUUAGUGUUUAAUCCUUUUGAUGAUUUCAAUCAAUGUCGCGUAAUUGGUCUCCCUGGUGAUAUUGAUGAGCAAUGCAUUGAUGCCAGGAAUAACGGAAGAUCUGUUUUGUUUGAUGUUCAUCAGGGUCGGUUGAGGUAUGUGGAGGCGUCUGUGGUGUCAGUGUAUCCCUUUGGAUUUUCAGGCAUUUCUGUUUGGGUUCUUGAUGAGUAUGACUCUUCAAGUUGGACUUUGCAGCACAAGGCAAAGAUUAAAGACAUCUCGUUUGAUGACAUUUUAAUUAGUAAAGCGUUAAAUGGGAUCAUUCCUACUCCGAUUGCCUUCCAUCCCCUUGAUGCCAACAUCUUUUACCUUGGUUUCGGGGACACCAUUGUCUCAUACAACAUGAAAACAUUAAAAUUGGAUGCCCUUGUUGAUCCAGCUGACAUUCGAGGUACAUUUCAAAGAAAUGGACGGGGUAGCCUUAGAAAAACGCCUUGUUGGUCAUCAGCAUUCUUGUUUACGCUUCCUCCAUGGCCAAUUUCUCUUCCUAUCAAGAAAAGAAACAGUAAGUAAAUGGUGAUUUGUUUCUUGUGUAUCGGGAACUAAUAAAGAACUGCUUGUUCUAGUCAUUUAGUUUAGAAACAUUUUCUUUUACUGAUCACUUCUGUAGUGGCCUAAUGACACAAGAUUCCUCGUGCCUUAACGUGCUUCUGAAUAGAUUUGUUUUUGCUUGGUAUGCUA
Molecule: messenger RNA, 1730 nt
Organism: Solanum stenotomum
Lineage: Eukaryota; Viridiplantae; Streptophyta; Magnoliopsida; Solanales; Solanaceae
Product: putative F-box/kelch-repeat protein At1g15680
Exons: 1
Coding region: 225-1562 (445 amino acids)
Molecular function (GO): protein binding
Source: RefSeq, a predicted model, not a curated record